AAUUAUCCGAUUAUAUUUAAUCGAACAUUUUUCUCAGAGUAGUUGACUCUACUCAAUUGUACUGCGAAAGUGAGGAUUCCCAUGUAAGGUUUGCCGACCUUUGCUCGACGUGAAACGUAGGGCCGACAGUGACGAUAGCACGGCAAGCCGACUGUCAUUGUUCGAUCGAGACGCGACGUCGGCCCAAGCGAAUCCGUGUAGAUACUGUGCAGAAUGCUCUUUUUACCAUGAUGUCGCUCACAUCGACCUGUGAGUCGAGGUAUCGGGCAACAGUCGACUAUUACGGCUAUCACUAUCCAAUCGCGGCGCGAUAUCGGCCCAAGAGAGAUUAGUCGACUCUUGUCCAAUGCUCACAGGCAGUAAUAGACCGACCACCAUACUUAAGCCCAUCAUUGGAAGAAAAUUUCCGACAAAUCCAACGCGUCAAAAAUUGUAUUUCCUAUUCCUAUUGUCUGUUGCCUGGCAUUGUGUGAUAGGCUUCAGGCGUCUGGAAGGGAUGCGUUGGCACACGCCGCUACCCUCGCUUGAGCCGAUGUAGCGCCGCGGCGCCGUGAUAAUGAUAGUCGGUUGCACGUUGCCGUAAUAUUGCCAAGGUUGUUCUGACGUUGGGCAAAAGUUGGCAAAUCUUACCUGACAAUACAACACCUAAUUGCAACAAAUUAAGAAGUAAUCCAUCACGUAAGACAGUUGGCUCACGAUCCAGAGGUCCCGAGUUCGAGUCCCACUAAGACAAUGCUGCUGAGAAUACGUAUACUGUUUGGCAUCCUAAACGUUAUAUAUGAAAUAUUUCGACGAAUCUUGCUGUUGAUUUACAAGAAGCCGGCAAGUAUAUCACCGAUAACUCAUCCCAUAUACAUGUUGAGCGCCACGCAGCUUGCUAAGAAGAUUAGAGAGAGAGAGAUCACGAGCUUCGACGUGGUGGACGCGUAUAUAAGGCGAAUCCGUGACGUGAAUCCUAUUCUUAAUGCUGUCGUCGACAACCGAUUUAGCAAAGCAAUAUUCGAGGCGAAAGCCUGCGACGAACAAUUGAAAACGGACAAAGUUGACGUCGAGACUUUAGAAAGAGAAAAGCCGCUCUAUGGUGUUCCAAUUAGCAUCAAAGAAUGUUUCGCUUUAAAAGGUUGCAGCUACACAAGUUGCUCUUUGCCUCGCAAAGGGAUGAAAGCAGACCGCGAUGCCACGAUCAUCGAGAUACUCCGAAAUGCCGGCGCGAUACCAUUGUGCGUCACAAACACGCCGGAGAUGUGUAGCGCCUUCGAGAGUACAAAUCUGGUGUACGGCCGCACCUGUAAUCCUUACGACACUAGAUAUUCGCCCGGUGGAUCGUCCGGUGGAGAAGGUGCGUUGCUUGGGGCAGGUGCCUCUGUGAUCGGAAUUGGUUCGGAUUUGGCUGGCUCCGUAAGAUUACCUGCCUUUUUGAACGGCAUUUUUGGCCACAAACCCACGUCCGGUGUUAUUCCAAUUGAUGGACACUCUCCAUAUACCAAAGACAAGUACUUCAACAAAUUACUGACCUUCGGCCCGAUGACUAGAUACGCCGAAGAUCUCGGCUUGCUUAUGAGAGUGAUGACAUUGAGAUGCGAUCACGACCUGCGUUUAGACGUGCCGGUGGACUUGGGGCAAAUAAAGGUUUACUAUCGGCAAAGUUUGGACAAGUCGUUCGGCGUAUUGCCGAUGACUGCGGAAAUUGAGGAAUACGUUCUGAAAGCCGCUAAACAUUUCGCGAAAUAUGGAGUUCGUCCGGAGAAGUUACCAAUAGAGUGGCCAGUGACAAUUACCGAAAUUGUGUUAGUAAGCUUCAUGAAUAUACAGGAGGUCCCUCAAUUACCGGUAGACACGGACAAUCCCAAGCACCAGAAAAAUCCACCGAUCGAACUGCUAAAGGCUCUGUUCGGUCUGUCGCAACACACGAAACAGGCGCUCUUCUUCAAUACGCUGCUUCAGACACAUUUUCCAUUUAGCGAAUCAAAUAUAUCGCAUUACACGAAACAGGCAGAUGAGAUUCGACAGAAGCUGCUGAAUUUGUUGGGGGAUAACGGAGUACUUAUCUACCCGACCUUCCGAACUCACUUUCUCCCGCAGUUAAUGCUAUUCGAAUUGUUGUCCUUUUCGAGCUGUAGUCUUUUCAAUGUUAUCGGAUUUCCUGCUGUACACGUACCGAUGGGACUUAAUCGCGAGGGGAUGCCUGUAGGCGUUCAGGUCAUAGCCUCACCGUAUCAAGACCGUCUUUGCCUGGCGGUUGCGAAAGAACUGGAGAUAGCCUUCGGUGGUUGGGUACCACCAUCGGUGGCGAUAAGUGAAUGAAUGCCUGAAGGCUUUUAAUUUAUUUUGUAAAGAAAUUACUUCAAGUUCGGAGAAGCCGUGUUUGCUACAAAGGCGUACAAGUAAGACAUCUCAUAAUGAUCUGCUUCAGCGACUUCUACAAUAUUUCGAUAUGCUAUUAUGUUUCUAUAUAUUCUAUGUAUUCUAUAUACAUAUUAUAUUUUCAAAUAAAAU
Messenger RNA from Vollenhovia emeryi, 2496 nucleotides. Its product is annotated as fatty-acid amide hydrolase 2-like. The transcript has 11 exons. The coding region runs from base 733 to 2304 and encodes 523 amino acids. Lineage: Eukaryota; Metazoa; Arthropoda; Insecta; Hymenoptera; Formicidae. The record is from RefSeq and is a predicted model, not a curated record.